This is a messenger RNA of Gastrolobium bilobum, 2252 nucleotides long. RefSeq names its product serine/threonine-protein kinase PEPKR2-like. Lineage: Eukaryota; Viridiplantae; Streptophyta; Magnoliopsida; Fabales; Fabaceae. The record is from RefSeq and is a predicted model, not a curated record. Gene Ontology annotation, biological process: protein autophosphorylation; peptidyl-serine phosphorylation; intracellular signal transduction. Gene Ontology annotation, cellular component: cytoplasm; nucleus. The coding region runs from base 568 to 1965 and encodes 465 amino acids. The transcript has 3 exons. Gene Ontology annotation, molecular function: calcium/calmodulin-dependent protein kinase activity; calcium-dependent protein serine/threonine kinase activity; calmodulin binding.
AAAUCUUAUAAUUUACAGGGAUUUCCCAAAUCUUUGAUUGGAGAUCAUUAGGGUUUCUGCACCAGAUUUCCCCCAAUUUUCUCCGCGAUUCUUCGGGAUUUCCCAUAUUCUCUUCUUUCUUCUUAGUUUCCCUUUCCCAUUCUUUCUGCAACCCUAUCUCUCUCACCAUUUGAGAGGCAAACCAAAAGGUUCGUUCUUUUCGUGCUAAUUUGUAUAUUCGAUUAUUGAUUAUAAUUUGUAACAAGGUUAUGCCCGAUCGAUUGCUUCGCAUUCAAUGUUAAUCAGACUUUCUGGUUAUUCUCUUCGUUAUUCUAAUACGGAGAGAACGAAAUCUUUCUACUUUCCCCUUCCCUAUUUGCCUGAUGUGUAAUGGCGCUUUUUGGCGCCAUUCCGUUGUGAACGAUUUACUUUCUGAAAGUGGAUGUGAAUUUCCAAUCAUUGAUCUUCUCUAUAUUUAUUGUAGAAACGAACCCUGAAGUGUGCUUUUGCUGCAAGAUAGGACAGAGUGUGCUAUUGGGGUGUGAUCUUAAAAAGAUUGAGAGUGCUUAUAGUUUUGCAACCGAUGUUAUGAGGAAGAAAAGGAAAGGAAGUGAUAACGAUGCAUCUGCGGAUCUGCCUGUUAUUUUGCCUUCCAAUCAUGGCUCUGCAUCGUCGAAUUUCAAAUCACAUUACUCGCUGGAAGAUUGUUCUAGGCUGAAGAAGAGGUGUAAAGAAGAUGCUGACACUGAGCCAGCUGGUUCCUUUAAAAGUAGGCUUGCCGGCAUUGCUACUGCUCCACCUUGUGGGACAUCGUCUUUGAUCACUUCCGGAAGAGGUCUCAAGAGGAAGAUAGGUUGCAUCGAUGUUGCUACCCAGACGGGCAGGAAGAAGAAAAUUGAGGAUGAUUAUGUUUCUGGUGAAACCAUUGGGCAAGGAAAAUUUGGAUCUGUUUGGCUGUGUCGGUCCAGGGUUAGCGGAGCAGAAUGUGCUUGUAAGACUCUGAGGAAGGGGGAGGAGACGGUUCAUCGAGAGGUUGAGAUAAUGCAGCACUUGUCUGGACAUUCUGGGGUUGUGACACUGCAAGCAGUGUAUGAAGAAGCUGAAUGCUUUCAUCUGGUGAUGGAACUGUGCUCUGGUGGGCGACUAAUUGAUCAAAUGGUUAAGGAUGGUCCAUAUUCAGAACAGAGGGCUGCUAAUAUACUCAAGGAAGUGAUGUUAGUCAUCAAGUAUUGUCAUGACAUGGGAGUUGUGCACAGAGAUAUCAAACCUGAAAAUAUUCUGCUCACAGCAUCAGGGAAAAUAAAGCUUGCAGAUUUUGGCCUGGCCAUGAGAAUUUCAGAAGGUCAGAACUUGACUGGUUUGGCUGGAAGCCCUGCAUAUGUUGCCCCAGAAGUAUUGUUGGGCCAAUACUCUGAGAAGGUGGAUAUAUGGAGUGCUGGAGUGCUCCUGCAUGCUCUUUUGGUUGGCGGUCUUCCAUUUCAAGGAAAUUCAUUGGAGGCAGUUUUUGAGGCUAUUAAGUCCGUCGAAGUAGAUUUUCAAACAGGGAUGUGGGAAUCAAUAUCUAAACCUGCCCGAGAUCUUAUUGGGAGAAUGCUGACAAGGGAUAUUUCUGCAAGGAUAUCAGCUGACGAAGUACUUAGGCAUCCAUGGAUAUUGUUCUACACAGCGAAUACAUUAACAAUGCUGCCCAUCAAAACAAAAUCGAAGCACCAAAUUGGUGCUGCAUGCCGACAGUUUGUGGCUGCAUCUGAACCUAGGUUAGGAGUAAACAGGAUAGAUAAUGGCUCACUUAGCGGGGUUUCAUCCUCUGAGAGUUGCAAUUCAGAUGAUCAGGAUGAAUGUGUGUUGAUUGAUGCGCUUGCGACUGCAAUUUCACAUGUGACGAUAUCCGAACCAAAGAGGAGCAGAUUGUGUGUUCCCACAGGUCCAAUAGUUCAGCAAGGUUCAUCUAACAUGAAGUCUAACAACCUUUGUAAAGCAUUUUGACCUCCUGACAUGCUUACACUACCUAUACCACUAUCUGGACUACUUUAGCUGGGUUUUUAGAAUUUACUUUCCCCAGCGCAUCAUACAGUGGGCUAAAGUGGAUUUUAUAUGCUGACAUGUUGGCAUGGGAUGCCACUUCCUCUGAAGUUCCUUUUUAGUGUGAGAUCCAAUUGCAAUUUUUUUUUUUGUCCCUUUGAUCAACCUAAUAACGAUUAACUGAGUAAACUGAAAUAAUUGUACAGCAUAUGUAAAUAGAAUGAUAAUGUAUCAUUACCGUUUUUCUUGCU